GGGAAAGACUGGGACGGUCAGCACCGGGGACAGGGAUCCGAUUCAUCGCCUGCCGAGGCCGGUUCCACUUUAGUAAGCUUGUGAUGCCAUUUGGGAGUAUUCCGGAGAUGAUAUGACGAGCGGUUCAUGUGAGCUGGAUCGCCAUGCGUCGUCCAGCUUGUCACUAGGUUCAGCUUUGCCUUAUCAGACCAAUGGCUCCAAUAGAAGAAAGAUCAGGAAGAAGAGGAAAAAUGGAGUCAUCACAGCCAAUGUUUCUGGAACCAAAUAUGAGAUCGUCCGUCAGGUAAUUGAAGAGAUGCAUUUUGUGAAAAGCCGGGAUGAUGAUGAAACGACAAAUCUCAUCUGGAGCGAUUGUGCAAUACAGCAUGAGAAGAUUGCAGAGCUCAGGAAUUAUCAGAGGAUUAACCAUUUCCCCGGGAUGGGAGAGAUCUGUCGUAAGGACUGCCUUUCAAGAAACAUGAACAAAAUGAUCAAGUGUCAGCCUCAUGAAUAUAGCUUUAUUCCACGCACCUGGAUAUUCCCCGCGGAAUACACUCAGUACCAAAACUACGUGAAAGAAUUAAAGAAGAAGAGGAAACAGAAAACCUUUAUCAUCAAACCCGCCAAUGGGGCAAUGGGUCACGGCAUUUCUCUGAUACGGAACGGAGAGAAGCUCCAGACUCAGGAGCAUCUGAUUGUUCAGGAAUAUCUUGACAAACCGUUCUUGCUGGAAGGAUACAAGUUUGAUUUGCGGAUUUACAUCUUGGUCACUUCUUGCGAUCCGCUAAGGAUAUUUCUAUACAAUGACGGCCUGGUCAGGAUGGGGACAGAGAAGUAUCGUCAGCCGUCGGAGUCCAAUCUGAACCAGUUGUACAUGCACCUGACUAACUACUCCGUUAACAAACACAAUGAGAACUUCGAGCGGGACGAGACGGAGGACCGAGGUAGCAAGCGCUCCAUCCGGUGGUUUACGGAAUUCCUACGUGCCAAUGACCAUGAUGUGGCCAAAUUCUGGAACGACAUUUCUGAAUUAGUGGUGAAGACUCUAAUAGUAGCGGAUCCUCAUGUGCUCCAUGCCUACCGCAUGUGUCGUCCUGGCCAACAACCCGGCAGCAACAGCAUCUGCUUUGAAGUUUUGGGCUUUGACAUUAUUUUGGACAGGAAGCUGAAGCCCUGGCUACUAGAGAUCAACCGUGCUCCCAGCUUCGGAACAGAUCAGAAGAUUGACUAUGAUGUGAAGAAAGGAGUUUUGCUAAAUGCGUUAAAACUUUUGAACAUAAGAGCGAGUGAUAAAAAGAAAAAUUUGGCCAAACAAAAGGCAGAGGCUCAGAAGAGACUCUAUGGUCAGGGAUCCAUGAAGAGGCUGUCGCCGGGGUCCUCUGACUGGCAGAAACAGCGACACACCUUGGAGAGGAGAAAGGAAGAACUGAAAGAACGACUCGCUCAGGUCCGCAAACAGAUAUCCAAGGAAGAGUAUGAAAACAGGCACAUGGGGAACUACAGGCGUAUCUACCCACCGGAGGAUAAACUGUUGUUAGAAAAGUACGAGGGUCUUCUGAGCACAGCCUUCCAGACAUUCCUCGCUGGCAGGGCCGCCUCGCUGCAGCGUGAGAUGAAUAAUCCUCUGAAAAGGAUGAAGGAGGAAGACAUUUUGGACCUCUUGGAACAAUGUGAAAUAGAUGAUGAAAAGCUGUCUGGAAAAUCUACUCGACACAGAGAGCCACGGACGUUGUCCUCCAUGCCAGAAUGUACACCCACCUUGAAGAAAAAGAACCACAGCAGCAAUAGCAGCAGCACCUCCGGCUCAGACAGCAGCACGGACAGCGAGGAGGAAACGCUGGUGAAGGAGAAGAAGGUUUCCUAUGAGCUGGAAGAACAGAAAUACAAAUCCCUGGAAAGGUCCAGUACUAUUCGGCGCUCUGUCAGCUGUCCCCGUUCCAUCACUGUACUCAAUGCACCCUCGCCACAUGUAGAGCAAAGACCCCUCUCAUCAAAAGUCUCAGCACAGGUGUCAAGGCCGUCUUCUGGAAACCGGACCAACUCUCUUAAUCGCAAUUCCUCAUCGCAUAGAGUGCCACACAGCGGUACUUGUGCCAGUAUGUACCCAACACUGAACGAGACCGGGUUGCAUCACCUAACAAAAGAUCAGGAGGAGGAACUAACACGGCAGACUCUGCUUGUUUUACGAGAUAUGAGAAUCAGGUUCCCAGGGAAGGUGGACGAGGAUGAAACAUGUUCUAUUAUAGAUGAUAUAAUGGAAAAUUGGCGAUACCACAAACCCAAGGUGGCUUCUUACUGGCUGAUAAAACUGGACUCUGUGAAGCAGAAAAAGAUUUUGGAUAUAGUGAGAACAAAUGUCCGCUCCGUCCUUCAGCGAAUCUGGAAAGUUUCUGAUGUAGAGUGCUUACACCUGUACCGAAGUUUCAAUCGAGUGUUUAACCGACUCCUUUGGAGUCAUGGGCAAGGGCUAUGGAGCUGUUUCUGCGCUUCCAGUACGUCCUGGGAGACGAUAUUCAGCAAGAGCACCGAGGUUGUGACACCUGACCAGCUCCAGUGCUGCCAUCGGCUAGUCCAGCUCUGCAAAGACUGCUUGCUUGUGGUUUACAAAUAUGCAACUGAUUCCCGGAACUCCUUGGCGGGUGUGAGUCCAGACUGGAGCGACACAAGGUACUUACUGCCGGUGGUCCCCCAAUUCAGCAUUAAAAUGUCGUCUUCCAGCACUGGUUUGUCUGGAUUGCCUCGUUCCAACUAUGUGUUUACCUCACGACUUCACCACUAUUGA
Nanorana parkeri is the source of this 2761-nucleotide messenger RNA. It is a transcript of the gene TTLL7, whose product is annotated as tubulin tyrosine ligase like 7. Gene Ontology annotation, biological process: protein polyglutamylation; microtubule cytoskeleton organization. Gene Ontology annotation, molecular function: tubulin binding; tubulin-glutamic acid ligase activity. Gene Ontology annotation, cellular component: cilium. Lineage: Eukaryota; Metazoa; Chordata; Amphibia; Anura; Dicroglossidae. The record is from RefSeq and is a predicted model, not a curated record. Bases 113 to 2761 code for a protein of 882 amino acids. The transcript has 21 exons.